UAGGGUUUGAAGUUCACAGGCUGGAUUGGAUGGACGUUGAAUCGAUUCCACCUCUUUGCUCAUCUAAAUAAUACUAAUCUCUUCACAUAAAAAUCAUUCCUUUUUAACAAUUUCUGUGCAUUUCGAACUUUGCUUUGCUGUGAUAAAGUUCUCUCCUUUCCUUUCUAAACGAAGAAGAAAGGCUUUUAUCUCAAAACCCUCAUCCACAAAUUCCUCUCUUGAGGGUUUUUCUGUUUCUGUUUUGCUUCGUUACUACGGUUACAUUGUUCUCUUCGCCUUUCCAUAUCAAAGUAAAUCGCGGAAUUGGGUUCGUGUUCUUGCUCCGAUAUCGGUGAAACCCUUCAAUUUCAUAACCCUAUUGAUACCUUAAGAAGAGGAAAUUUGAAGAUUUGUUCACAGAUCCGUCUUAGCUCUUGUAGAGAAUGGCGGAUUUGAUACCAUUUUAUCUGAAUAUUGUGGCGUUUCUAUGUACUGUUGGAGCUAUUGCUUUGGCUAUAUUUCAUAUCUACAGGCAUCUUUUGAAUUACACGGAACCAACUUAUCAGAGAUAUAUUGUACGCAUUAUCUUCAUGGUUCCGGUUUAUGCCUUCAUGUCAUUCUUGUCUCUUGUGUUACCGAAAAGCUCGAUAUAUUUUGAUUCCAUACGAGAAGUAUAUGAAGCAUGGGUUAUUUACAAUUUCCUAUCUCUGUGUUUGGCAUGGGUUGGAGGCCCAGGAUCAGUAGUGCUUAGUUUGAGUGGUCGCUCUCUAAAGCCAUCAUGGUCUCUCAUGACAUGUUGCUUUCCGCCUUUAACAUUGGACGGGCGUUUUAUUAGACGAUGCAAGCAAGGUUGUCUGCAGUUUGUUAUCCUGAAGCCUAUUCUAGUUGCUGUCACACUUGUGCUAUAUGCAAAAGGGAAGUACAAGGAUGGGAAUUUUAACCCUGAUCAAGCAUAUCUCUAUCUUACCAUCAUCUAUACCAUAUCCUACACAGUGGCUUUGUACGCACUUGUGCUGUUUUAUAUGGCAUGCAGAGAUCUACUUCAGCCAUUCAAUCCAGUCCCAAAGUUUGUGAUUAUAAAGUCUGUGGUCUUUCUCACCUAUUGGCAGGGUGUUCUCGUUUUCCUUGCUGCAAAAUCUGGAUUCAUAAAGAGUGCAGAGGCAGCAGCUCAUUUCCAAAAUUUUAUAAUAUGUGUUGAGAUGCUUAUUGCUGCAGCAUGCCAUUUCUAUGCUUUUCCAUACAAGGAGUAUGCUGGUGCCAAUGUUGGUGGAUCUGGCAGUUUCUCAGGGAGCCUAUCACAUGCUGUAAAACUAAAUGACUUUUACCAUGACACUGUUCACCAGUUUGCUCCUACCUAUCACGAUUAUGUGCUCUAUAACCAUCAAGAUGGUGGUGACGAGGGAACAAAGAAGUACCGGUCGAGAACUUUUGUGCCAACAGGCCAAGAAAUGGAUGCAAUGAGAAAGAACAAACCCGUGUAUGCAAACAAGAUAGAUGGUGUUUCGGUCUCAAGUAGUCUAUCUUCAGAGGCAAGCUCACCAAAAAGCUCUAGCGUAACUUCUGAUCCUGCACGCUCUGAUGCUGUGAAAUCUUCCUUGCUCGUGGAUGCCUCGGAUUCUCUUGAUACAAUGUAUGAUAUGUCGCUCAUUGACAUCGAUCUAUCUAGUUUCCCCAGCAAUGUACCCUCUGCAAGUGAAAGUGGGCCUAGAUAGGAGCAGAGAAGAUGUAGAAAUCACCAUUAACAGGUACAAAACAUGCUCCUAAUAGUUGGAUUCAGAUGAAUCAUCUGAGGUGUGUUCUUAGUUGGAGAAGAUGUUGUUAGUUGGAGACUCGAGGAUAAAUGAAAAAGCUUAUAAAACCAUUUACCUUUUGUAUCUUUAUACAAUGAGUCUUCUACUGGCAUUUUCUUUUGUCCUUGCCUGCUUUGUAGAUAAUAGAAUAUGGAACUUCCCAGUUGGUUACUUCUCAAGCUUGUGAAUCGCUCGUAGCAAAUUAGAAACUUUUUUUUUUAUACAUGUAACCAAAUGAGUUUUCAGAGUCUGAUAAUGUGUUUACAUA
This is a messenger RNA of Arabidopsis lyrata subsp. lyrata, 2037 nucleotides long. RefSeq names its product transmembrane protein 184A. Bases 423 to 1691 code for a protein of 422 amino acids. The transcript is spliced from 8 exons. The record is from RefSeq and is a predicted model, not a curated record. Gene Ontology annotation, biological process: transport. Gene Ontology annotation, molecular function: transporter activity. Lineage: Eukaryota; Viridiplantae; Streptophyta; Magnoliopsida; Brassicales; Brassicaceae.